Messenger RNA from Salvia splendens (bonfire salvia), 1795 nucleotides. RefSeq names its product dihydrolipoyl dehydrogenase 1, mitochondrial. Bases 57 to 1580 code for a protein of 507 amino acids. The record is from RefSeq and is a predicted model, not a curated record. Gene Ontology annotation, cellular component: mitochondrion; oxoglutarate dehydrogenase complex. Lineage: Eukaryota; Viridiplantae; Streptophyta; Magnoliopsida; Lamiales; Lamiaceae. The transcript has 2 exons. Gene Ontology annotation, molecular function: dihydrolipoyl dehydrogenase (NADH) activity; flavin adenine dinucleotide binding. Gene Ontology annotation, biological process: pyruvate metabolic process; 2-oxoglutarate metabolic process.
UUUGGGCAGUAGAAAGAGAGAAUCAAUCAAACCCAAAUUAAUACAGAAAGCGAGAAAUGGCGAUGGCUGCAACUCUGGCGAGGCGAAGGGCGGCGGCGCUGUUGUCUCCAUCAUCAAAGCAGCUUCACAGCGGAGCCAAAUACUCGUGGAUUCUUAGCAGGGGAUUUGCCACCGGAUCUGAUGAAAAUGAUGUAGUCAUUAUUGGCGGUGGCCCUGGAGGCUACGUUGCCGCAAUCAAGGCGGCGCAGCUAGGCCUCAAGACUACCUGUAUCGAGAAGCGAGGCACCCUCGGAGGUACCUGCCUCAACGUCGGCUGUAUCCCUUCUAAGGCAUUGCUUCAUUCCUCUCACAUGUAUCAUGAAGCAAAGAGUUCGUUUGCCCAUCAUGGUAUUAAGGUUUCUUCAGUCGAGGUUGAUGUACCUGCAAUGCUGGCCCAAAAAGAUAAAGCAGUGGGUAACUUGACUAAAGGUAUUGAAGGUCUCUUCAAGAAGAACAAAGUGAACUACGUGAAGGGGUAUGGAAAGUUCCUAUCUCCAUCUGAAGUUUCUGUUGAUACUAUAGAUGGUGGCAACACAACUGUGAAAGGGAAGCACAUUAUAGUAGCAACUGGUUCAGAUGUGAAGAGUCUCCCAGGGAUAACCAUUGAUGAAGAGAGAAUCGUAUCAUCUACUGGAGCUUUAUCCUUGAAGGAGGUUCCUAAGAGACUUAUAGUGAUAGGGGCUGGUUAUAUUGGUCUUGAAAUGGGUUCUGUUUGGGGUCGCCUUGGGUCAGAGGUAAUUGUAGUUGAAUUUGCAGCUGACAUAGUUCCAAGCAUGGACGGUGAAGUGCGGAAACAAUUUCAACGAUCCCUUGAGAAGCAGAAAAUGAAAUUCAUGCUCAAAACCAAGGUCGUGUCUGUUGACACCACAGGAAGUGGUGUGAAGUUGACCCUUGAGCCAUCAGCUGGUGGCGAGCAGACCACACUCGAGGCUGAUGUUGUUCUGGUUUCUGCUGGAAGAACACCUUUCACUGCUGGACUCCAGUUGGAGAAGAUAGGGGUUGAAACUGACAAGAUUGGGCGCAUCUUGGUGAAUGAGCGGUUUGCCACUAACGUGCCAGGAGUAUAUGCGAUUGGUGAUGUAAUUCCCGGACCUAUGUUGGCUCACAAAGCUGAAGAAGAUGGUGUUGCAUGUGUAGAGUACAUUGCUGGCAAGGAGGGUCACGUGGACUACGACUUGGUCCCAGGAGUUGUGUACACACACCCUGAGGUGGCGUCAGUGGGGAAAACUGAGGAGCAGGUGAAGACCCUUGGAGUUGAAUAUCGCGUGGGGAAGUUUCCUUUGUUGGCAAACAGCAGAGCCAAGGCAAUUGAUGAUGCUGAGGGUCUGGUGAAAAUAAUUGCUGAGAAAGAGAGUGACAAGAUCUUGGGAGUCCACAUAAUGGCACCGAAUGCUGGGGAGCUAAUUCACGAAGCUGCUUUGGCUUUGGCGUAUGGAGCAUCCAGCGAAGACAUUGCCCGAACAUGCCAUGCUCAUCCAACAAUGAGUGAAGCACUGAAGGAGGCCGCCAUGGCCACUUUCGACAAACCCAUUCACAUUUAGAAACCGACACACCCAUGGAAUCUCGUCUUAUUCUGUUUUUUUCAUAAUUAAUUCCAAGAGUUGUUUAUUGGAGCUACAACAUAUUCUCGUGAUCAACUUGAUAAAUGAUUGAACUAUAUUUCUUCAGUUUUCAUUUCAUAUGAUUUCGGUGCUUUGUACUCGAAUGCUUCUGCAUUAUGAUGUAAUAACAUCACGAGCUGUGUAAAUUUUGAGCU